Hevea brasiliensis (rubber tree) is the source of this 1265-nucleotide messenger RNA. Its product is annotated as adenylate kinase, chloroplastic. The coding region runs from base 89 to 1015 and encodes 308 amino acids. The transcript is spliced from 7 exons. Gene Ontology annotation, cellular component: cytoplasm. Gene Ontology annotation, molecular function: AMP kinase activity; ATP binding; nucleoside diphosphate kinase activity. Gene Ontology annotation, biological process: nucleoside triphosphate biosynthetic process. The record is from RefSeq and is a predicted model, not a curated record. NCBI's taxonomy places the organism in Eukaryota, Viridiplantae, Streptophyta, Magnoliopsida, Malpighiales, Euphorbiaceae.
UCUUGAGCAGCCAAGCAACAAUUCCACCUCUGUCUAUUUUUGACCAUCAGGCUGCGCUUAGACAGAGGGAGGCCAUCACCGGACAGAAAUGGCAGCCAUUAGUACCUGCGGUGUCAAUUUCAGGGCGGGCGGCAAGUCCCAACGGCCACCGCCGUCAUCUCCUCCGCCUUAUGCUUCCCUUUGUCCGCCCUCUUCUGUCUCUGCUAAGACCCCUAAGCUCUUCUUCUCCUCCAAAUUGUCAGUUGCUUCUAGUAAUUCUUGCAUUUCUCUCCGUUCCAAUCAAACCCUAUUCACCCCUCGUCUUGGGAAAUCUCAUGGUACAGCUUUGGUUGUAGCAUCAGCUAAGCCAGAACCCUUGAAAAUAAUGAUAUCAGGAGCUCCUGCUUCUGGUAAGGGUACUCAAUGUGAGCUCAUCACUAAGAAAUAUGGUUUGGUGCAUGUUGCUGCUGGAGACCUGUUGAGAGCAGAAAUUGCUUCAGGGAGUGAAAACGGGAAGCGAGCAAAGGAAUACAUGGAGAAAGGACAACUGGUCCCAAAUGAAAUAGUAGCCACGAUAGUGAAGGAGCGUUUGUUGAAGCCAGAUGCUCAAGAAAAUGGUUGGCUUUUGGAUGGAUACCCUAGGAGCAUGUCACAAGCAACUGCUCUCAUGGAAUUUGACUUCCAGCCUGAUGUUUUCAUUCUCCUAGAAGUCCCUGAAGGGCUUCUUGUUGAGAGGGUGGUUGGACGCAGGUUAGACCCUGUUACUGGGAGGAUAUACCACUUGAAGUAUUCUCCUCCUGAGAAUGAAGAAAUUGCUGCUAGGCUUACCCAACGUUUUGAUGAUACUGAAGAGAAGGUGAAGUUGCGAUUGCGCACUCAUCACCAAAAUGUGGAGGCUGUACUUUCAUUGUAUAAAGAUGUUACGCUAAAGGUGGAUGGAAGUGUUUCAAAAGAGGAAGUGUUUUCUCAAAUUGACCUUGCUCUAACCAAAUUGUUUGAGGAUAGGAAAGCAACUUCAGGAACUCUGGCUGCAUAGUUGUGGAACAUGAAUAGGUGGAAUACUUCAUAGAGAUCGAAGAAACAGAAGUUGUCAAUUCCUUACAUAGAGGUGUGUUCUUGGACUUGUAUAAUUUUUCAUAUUAAAUGCCCUCAUUCAAUUGUCAGUUUCUUGUAAAUUAGCAGUUGAUGCUUGUGCAAAUUUUUGUUAGCCAUAAUUAUUAUUAUCAUUUGAAGCUAAACUGUGGGCAUUUAAAUUUCAUUCAAAUAAAACAAUGCAAAAUUCUAAG